GUCUGAAUAAAUGGCGAUUAACUGCUAUACAGUAAUAAAGUGUCGAUUAGUUUGAAUUGAAUUGAAUUAAUGAACGCAUAGACAGUCAUAGAUAGCAAUGGAUGUAAGACUGGACUCAAUGCCAGAUCUGUCGACAGUUUACUCACUCAUCAAAAGCCUGUACUGUAAUGAACCCAAUGGUGAGUCCAAAGAGAUGUCCUCCAAGUCGUUGGAGUUGAUCCAGCAGUCCAUCUACGGCUGGAAGAUCGCCGACCAGCUGUUGCUGAACAACGCGGACAUCUCUUCGUGUUAUUUCGCGGCACAGACUCUGCGGACGAAAAUCCAAAACAAUUUCCACGAACUGCCCGAAGACUCGUACGUUUCGCUCAAAGACUCGAUCGUUAAGCACUUGAAAGUGAUCGACGAGUCCGUCGUCCAGAAACAGCUCUGCCUUUCCAUCACUUACUUAGCCUUAUUAGUGCCCAAUUGGACGAAUCCGAUCGAGGAGUUGGCCACUCAGGUGCCCAACGCUUCCAUUUUAGUCGAAAUACUCAUCUGUUUGGCCGAAGAGCUCGAAGGCAGUCGUAACACAAUUAAAGUGGACAUCAGAAGAAGGCAGGCGUUCAACGAUUACUUGAAGCAAAUCUCCCCUCAAGUCAUACACCUCUUGAAUACUUCACUGAACGAAGCGAAGAGUAAUUGGCGGCCGAGUAGUGGCCAGAAGGAGGAGAAGACCAUCUCUAAGGUGUACGAGUGUUUGGGCGCAUGGCUUCACAUUAUGGACAACUCGGACAUCAAUCUGAUUGAACCCAUACUGUCCUCCGUAUUCGAGUCCCUUCGCAAUGCCGACUGUCCGACCGCUGUUCACGACUACGCGGCCAACACUGUCUGUAGUGCAGCCAUUGUUUGCGAGGAAUACACGAAAUACCAGCAAAUGACUCAUUACCUCCUGAACCAAGUCUAUGACUUAGAGCCCGCGUAUCACUACUCAGUGGCCAAAGAGGACACAACAAAGACGGAGAACUAUACGCGAAUCUUCACAGAAAUGGCCGAAUCCAUAGUCGACCCGUUGAUCAUCAAUGAAGUGGAUCUGAAGCUUCUGCACCUUCUGCUCAAUUGUGUCGGACAUUACGACUGCGAGAUCUUGGAAAUCACUUUUCACUUCUGGUACCGAUUCAGUGAAUAUGUGUUCAAACGGAAGGCCACAGCUUUCAACGGUGUUUGCAAUCGCCUGUUGGCUGCCCUCACCAAACACUGUCAACCAGAGACCGACUCCGAGGGCCUCAUAGACUCGAGGUCUGACUUGUAUGACCUCAGGUGUCGUAUCAAAGACUUAGUCAGAGAAGUGAUUACAACCGUUGGCGUCAAUAACUAUAUAUUAGGAAACAAUAUAUUAGACACAAUAAAGACUGUGAAUGCGUGGGAAGUGGUUGAGGCGAACCUCUUCAUGAUUAGCUGUAUUAUAGGAGAGAGAAAUGCUGAAGAAGACAAUCAACUGGUUGCAGAUAUUAUUAGUUUAGCCUUAAACUACUCUUCAGUGAAUCCCAAUUCACAACACAUCCAAAUCUAUGCCACCAUUUGCAGCAUUUUAGGCGAACUCUCUGAUUGGCUGAAAUACAAUCCGGUGUUCUUGGAUUCAAUCCUGAAUUUCCUGCUGAAUAUGAUCGCAAACUUUCAGAAGAACGAGGAGUUGUCUGCCUGUGCGGCCCAAUCCCUUCAGACCAUAAUAGAGUCGUGCGCUUCGCAGCAUUUGGUGGGAAACGCCAACUUAGUCUCAAUCCUAAUCCAAAUCUGCUGUCGAGUGGACUUCAUUAAGAACGAAGAGGCGGCCAAUAAUCUGCUUCAAUGCUGUGCAGCCAUUAUAUCGACGACAAGCGAACAUCAGGACCAACUCGUGGCACAACUAUUAACACCUCAUUUGGAGAAACUUCAGGAGUUGGUGAACAACAAAAGCAAUUUCACGCACAGCGCCGUCUACUUCGAUAGAAUCGCCGCUAUCUUUAGGAAACUGCGGUUAACUCAGGAAUCACUUCAGUCACAGCUUUUGAUUCCUUUAAUUACCGAUCAGUUGUGGCCAUUGGCUAGCAUUGCACUGACAGCCAACGCCGCUACCAAUCCUCAGUUGAUAGAGAGGUGCUGUCGAUGCAUACGAUUCUUGAUCCGCUGCUUCCGGCCCGCGUGGCUCCUCCAGCCUAUCGUCAAUCAAAUCGUACCUCUUUAUCAACAGUUCCCAAAACAUUCGUCUUUUCUAUAUUUGGGUUCUAUAUUAGUCGAUGAGUUUGCCAAUGAGCAAGAUAAGACCACUGCUCAGGGACUCAUUAACAUGCUUAAUGAGUUCUCGAUGACUACAUUCAAGCUGUUGUGUGACUCACAACUGCGUCUUCAUCCCGAUACCAUCGAUGACUUCUUCAGACUAUGCACUCGAACUCUCCAGAAGUGCAGUAAUUGCUUCCUAACCAAUAAUAUGCUCGACAAUAUCCUGAACCUCACUCUGGCGUCCAUACAGUUAGACCACAGGGAGGCCAACAAUUCUGUCGUCAAAUUCGUGAUUGAGUUGAUUGACGGCAAGUAUUCCAAAGAACUGAUCGACAAGAUAUUGAUGGAGAGGUUUGGACAGCGAUUGAUGGACGCAGUGGUGAACGCAACGCUCUUUCAUUUGCCCACUUAUUUAGUGGCAGAGAUGUCCGACAUCUUAUGGAGUCUCAUGCAAUGGAAUCCCGAUUUAGUAAAGUUAUGGUUAGCCCACUCCUUAAAGACAAUUCCUCAGCAGAACAACACCACUAUAAUGACUGCCACUCCGGAACAGUUGGAGGAGUUCUACACCAAUUGCAUUAAGUCUAGUUCUCCAAAACUCAUCGCCUCAUCGUUUCGCUAUUUGGCGCGACUCUACCGAUGAGUUAAAGAUAACAUCUAUUGUCCAUCAACUCAUUCAAGGCUUACAAAUGAAU
Molecule: messenger RNA, 2927 nt
Organism: Oppiella nova
Lineage: Eukaryota; Metazoa; Arthropoda; Arachnida; Sarcoptiformes; Oppiidae
Source: the annotation of a GenBank genome assembly